This is a messenger RNA of Passer domesticus (house sparrow), 3598 nucleotides long. Its product is annotated as zinc finger protein 131-like. The transcript is spliced from 7 exons. NCBI's taxonomy places the organism in Eukaryota, Metazoa, Chordata, Aves, Passeriformes, Passeridae. Gene Ontology annotation, biological process: regulation of transcription by RNA polymerase II. Gene Ontology annotation, cellular component: nucleus. The record is from RefSeq and is a predicted model, not a curated record. Bases 248 to 2095 code for a protein of 615 amino acids. Gene Ontology annotation, molecular function: DNA-binding transcription factor activity, RNA polymerase II-specific; protein binding.
ACACGCACAUAUCCCAUACUACAAUUCUCAGGAUGCUCCGACCAGUCGAACCACGUCCCUCACUACCUGCGCACCAUGUCGUGUGAAAGGUGACCCUACCGUCACUUCCGCAAGCUGUGCAGGCCGGGAAUGCGAGUAGCGAUUGGCCGGCGCCUGCCCUGCUUUUCAACGUGCAGGGGAACAGGAAGCGGUAACGGCAAAGCGAGCGCGGCAGGGUGAGGGGCUCCUUACGACUAAUUCUUUUGCCAUGGAAGCCAAAGAAAUUUUGGAAUGUAUCCAGGAAUUCCCCGAACACUAUAAAGUUAUUUUGGAUAGACUCAAUGAACAACGUGAGCAGGACCAGUUUACAGAUAUCACACUGAUUGUUGAUGGUCACCAUUUCAAAGCUCAUAAGGCUGUUCUUGCUGCCUGUAGCCAGUUCUUCUACAAAUUCUUCCAAGAUUUCACUCAGGAGCCCUUGGUGGAGAUUGAAGGUGUAAGUAACAUGGCAUUUCGUCACCUAAUUGAGUUCACCUAUACAGCAAAACUAAUGAUCCAAGGUGAGGAAGAAGCAAAUGAUGUUUGGAAAGCAGCUGAGUAUCUACAGAUGUUAGAAGCUAUCAAAGCACUUGAAAUCAGGAACAAAGAAAAUUCGUCACCCUUAGAAUCAAAACAAAGACAAGGUAAAAAUAAAGCAAGGAAGAGGAAGAUUGCUGAAACGUCUAAUGUUAUCACAGAAACACUGCCAUCUGCAGAAUCAGAGCCUGUUGAAAUUGAGGUUGAGAUUGCUGAAGGGACGAUUGAAGUGGAAGAUGACAGCAUUGAAACACUUGAAGUAGCUUCUGCAGAGCAAUCUAUAAAAUACAUACAUACAACAGGUACAUCAGAUGAAUCUGCUUUGGCUCUUUUGGCAGAUAUCACCAGUAAGUAUCGUCAAGGAGAGACAAAAUGCCAAAUUCAAGAAGAAGAUGGUGCAACUGAUCCCUCAUGCAAACAGGUAGAAGAUAUUGAACUUGUGGAACUUCAGGUGUCGCAUGUGAAGAAUUUAUUCCACUGUGAAAAAUGUAACCGUUCAUUUAAAUUGUUUUACCAUUUUAAGGAACACACGAAAACACACUCUGCUGAGAGUUACAAGUGUGAUAUAUGCAAUAAAAGCUACCUACGAGAGAGUGCUUUGAAACAACACCUCACCUGUCACCACCUUGAUGAAGGUGGUGCUAGCAAGAAGCAAAGACCUGGCAAGAAAAUACAUAUAUGCCAAUACUGUGAUAAGCAGUUUGAUCACUUUGGACAUUUUAAAGAGCACCUCCGAAAGCACACAGGUGAAAAACCAUUUGAAUGUCCAAACUGCCAUGAGCAUUUUGCUAGGAAUAGUACACUCAAAUGUCACCUGACAGCAUGUCAGUCUGGAGCUGGAGCUAAAAAGGGAAGAAAGAAGCUGUACGAAUGUCAGGUUUGUAACAGCGUGUUUAACAGCUGGGAUCAAUUUAAAAAUCAUUUGGUAAUACAUACAGGUGUCAAACCCAACCACUGUACCUUAUGUGAUUUGUGGUUUAUGCAAGGCAGUGAGCUGAGAAGGCAUCUCAAAGACAUGCACAAUAUUUCAGAACAAAUAGUGACAGAAGAGAUUCUUCCAGUGGAAGCUAUGGAAGCUGAACCAGUAACAUCAAUGACUAUAAUAGAACAAGUGGAGCAAGUCCAUGUCCUGCCAGUAAUUCAGGUACAAGUGGAUCCUGCACAGGUAACUGUGGAACAGAUGCACCAGGAUCUCAUACAGGACAAUCAAGUGAAAGGCACACAGAUGGAGGAACUGCAAGAACAGGUGCAAAUUAGUUAUUUAGAAGUUGAACACAUUCAGACUGAACAAGGUGCUGAAGUUCAUGUGGAGCAAUUACAUGUUGGGCGUGUAAAUCGAAUACAGAUGGAAGAAGUACAGGCAGAACUUAUAGAUGGAACAGACCUUGAACAAGUAGAAUAUGAACGUGUUGAUCAAGGAGAGGCAGAAGAAAAUGAAACCAGUCAAGUAGAUGAUGCAGAUAUGGAAUAUCAUGAACAAGCUGAAGACUUAAAAACUCAACAAUUAGUGGACACACAGAAUGAAAAGGUGGAUAACUAGGACAAAUGACCACAUUGUGCAGCUUUAGGAAUGAAGUACCCAAUUAUUUUUGCUAGCUUUUACAUUGGUUUUUGAACCAAUGGUCUGUGGUCACCUUUCCGAUAUGCUGUCCUUAGGAAGCUGGACAAGUGGAGCAAAGUUAGUUUUCCUCAUGUAGAACUAAACUCGUAUGUGAAAAAUAACUUUACCAUUCAUGUAAUGCCAUGGAACAGAAACCACCACAGCUUUGUCAGGAUUUUGAUAAUGAACAGCUUGUAUCAUUUACAUCAUUCCUGGGUAUAUGUAAGAGUAACAUUGCCUCUUCUUGCUAUAGAAGCAAACUCUUGUUAUAGAUUUGCAGGGUGUCUGUGGCAGAAGAAUCAGUAAAAUAUGGUGGGUUCUAAUGUAAGUGGAUAAUCAGGUACCUGUGAAUUUUCUGGGCAGUUUUUUGCUGUUUCCUAACAGCAGUCCCUAACUUUCAGGCUGGGGAAAAAACAUUGUUGCUGGAGGUCUCAAAGCACAAAAAUACUGUGUCUUUUCAACAGGGGUGAAAUUUCCACAAAUCUCCUAGAGUGUUCAACCUAGUUAAAUAAAAGGCAAUGUGGAUAGUGUUAUAUAGCGCUUUAUAUUUUUGCUUUAAAUUGUCAGCUACUGAUUUAGGGGUUUUUUCAUUAAAUUUAGGAGGGGAUGAGGGAGGAAACAUUGCAUGUGGAGGCAGCAGGACACUCUAAAAUGGACACUUUAAAUUAGGAAAAGCUCAGUAGAAUCUGUGGUAAACAUGAGCUGGAAGAAAGCUACCAGCAGACUCUUAUAAAUUGUCAUUUUUGAAAAGGAAUAUUUUUAAACAUAUAGAGAAGGCUUGUCUAUAUGGUAUCAGGUUCCUAACUUCUUUUAAUGAAAUUCUGGCACUUGACACAAAGUCAUUGUACUAAAAGUAAAAACCGUAAGUAUGAAUGCUAAAAUGUGAAUUGAAAAGUAGGACUGCAAAUAUUUUAAUCAGUAUUAGACAACAAAACAAUAGCAUCCAUGAAAUAUUGCAUUAUUUUCUUAAUCCAAUAAAUUAGGAAAAACUGAGUGACUGUCAAUUACAGUGCCAGAUCCCAGUGGCAAGAAUCAAUAUAAUUUUAAUAACUUUACAGUAAUGACCUAUUAAUGUUAAGUUUGUUUAGAAAAUACUUGUCUGGCUCUGUAUUUAAGGAUGCUAAGAACUUCCAAUUCUCAAUUAUUGCCUUGAGAUUAGAAGUGCCUCCCUACUUCUGAAAAACUUUGUUUUCAAAGCUCUAAGUAAAGGGAGGAAUUUUUGCAAGGAUGUUCCCUAAUGCUCUUGGUAUUCCUGUAGAUGUUGCUUAAAAUCAGGCUUUUCUAUUCAGUCUUCUUCAAAUGCAAAAUUAUUUCUUGAGAUUUAUGCUUUUAUUUAGUAUCAUUCAAAAUGAUUCUUGUGUUUCAUCAUAGCUAGCCUUGGAGAAACUGUUGCAAAACAAACAUGAAUCUCAAUUAAAAUUUCAAACAAUUUAAUUAACGUAA